Molecule: messenger RNA, 4105 nt
Organism: Amphiprion ocellaris (clown anemonefish)
Lineage: Eukaryota; Metazoa; Chordata; Actinopteri; Pomacentridae
Gene: gria1a
Product: glutamate receptor, ionotropic, AMPA 1a
Exons: 16
Coding region: 578-3340 (920 amino acids)
Biological process (GO): modulation of chemical synaptic transmission; synaptic transmission, glutamatergic
Cellular component (GO): dendritic spine; plasma membrane; AMPA glutamate receptor complex
Molecular function (GO): transmitter-gated monoatomic ion channel activity involved in regulation of postsynaptic membrane potential; AMPA glutamate receptor activity
Source: RefSeq, a predicted model, not a curated record
GAAAAUGUCCAAAUUCCCUCUCAGAGAUGAAACCCUGCUGUAGGAUGAAAAGCUCGUUUCUUGCGCAAAGCAGCGUUUAGAAGGAAUGCUGGUCAUUUAUGCCUUUUCCAUUUCGAGUAUUGCGCUCGGUUCAGCCUUGUUGCACUGACACUUGUAAAAAGAGCACAGAUUUUCUUUUGAAUUACAAGUGGAGUCAUCUCGCCGCAAUCUGAAAGGAAAACCUUGCUAUUUAGAGAGGUGGUGUAAUUGAAUUCAACAUUGUCAUUAAGCUUUCCAAUUCCAAGAUAUAUUUUUUUGCAGUGCGCCUAAUGCUGAAGUCAUUCUCCGUUCCACACAGCAGCAACCAAGGACAAGAGAGCAUCAGCAGAGAGAGGGGGGAAAGAGAAGAGAGAGAAAGGUGCCUCCUCUCUCGCCAUUGCGAUAAUCGUCUCGGCGCUGAAUCGAUGUCGGUGCAAAUGCUGCUCUAACGGGAGGCGAUAGGAGCUGGAACGGAGGAGCGGGGGAUUUAACUUCACACACCGACCAAACCUAUGCGUGGAUUUCGGUUCUUUUUCCCUUCGCCAAUGCAAAAGGAAAUAUGCAGCGAAGCUUCACCAUCCUCUACACCAGUUUACUGGGGAUGUGCUUGGGUUCAAGCUCAAGUUUUCCAAGUAACAUCAAUAUAGGAGGAUUGUUCCCAACCGAAUCGCACGAAUAUGAGGUUUUUCGCUUCGCCCUGUCUCACCACCAGGACAUCCCCAAACUGGUGCCGCAGGUGGAUAUGGUCAAAAUGGGGAACAGCUUCUCCAUGACAUAUGCCUUUUGCUCCCAGUUCUCCAAAGGUGUGUACGCCAUCAUUGGUCUGUAUGACAGGAAGACGGUCAACAUGCUCAUGUCCUUCUGCGGGGCGCUGCACGUCUGCUUCGUCACGCCGUCCUUCCCCAUCGAGACGGCCAACCAGUUCGUCAUUCAGCUGAGGCCUGAGCUACAGGAUGCUCUGGUGGGAGUCAUCGAACACUAUGGAUGGAUCAAGUUUGUCUACAUGUACAGUUCUGACUCAGGCCUGUCAGUGCUGCAGAAGGUUCUGGAUACAGCAGCAGAGAGGAACUGGCUGGUGACCUCGGUCAAUGUGGAGACCAUGACUGAGGCCUCCUUCUUGAAAGUGUUCCAGGAUUUGGACAAGAGGAAGGAGGGCCAAAUUAUCAUCGACUGUGAGACUGAGAGACUCACUGGGAUACUCAGAAAGAUUGUGGAACAAGGAAAGAAUGCAAAGAGCUACCACUACAUUCUGGCCAACCUGGGUUUCCUGGACAUUGACCUGACAGACCUGAGGAAAGGCGGUGCCAACAUCACCGGCUUCCAACUCGUCAACAACUCCGAGCCGAGUGUGAGCCGCGUCGUUCAACAGUGGAUGGAGUUCGAUAACAAAGACUCCAAAGUGCCCAGGAGUGGACUCAAAUACACAGGCGCUCUCACAUACGACGGGGUGAAAGUUAUGUCCACGGCCUUCCAGAAUUUGCGGCGACAGAGGAUAGACAUCUCUCGCAGGGGCAACGCUGGAGAGUGUCUUGCCAACCCUCCAGCUCCCUGGGGGCAGGGCAUAGACAUCCAGAGAGCCCUGCAGCAGGUCCGUAUAGAUGGACUGACCGGUCACAUUCAGUUUAAUGAGAAAGGCCGCAGAACCAACUACACCGUUAGCGUCAUGGAGCUGGCCCCCUCCGGACCAAAGAAGGUCGGCUACUGGAAUGAAGAUGAGAAGUAUGUGACCACAGCCAGCUUCAUGAGAGGAAGCAACGAGACCUACGGGUUACAGAACAGAACUUACAUAGUCACCACUAUCUUGGAGUCUCCAUAUGUCAUGCUGAAGAAGCACCACGACCAGUUUUCGGGGAAUGAAAAGUACGAGGGCUACAUUGUUGAGCUGGCUGCAGAGAUAGCCAAGCAUGUGGGCUACCAGUACAAACUCAAGGUUGUCUCAGAUGGCAAGUAUGGAGCCAGAGAUCCCGAAACCAAGAUGUGGAAUGGCAUGGUUGGGGAACUGGUGUAUGGGAAAGCAGACGUGGCUGUAGCUCCACUCACUAUCACUCUGGUCCGUGAGGAAGUGAUCGACUUCUCCAAGCCCUUCAUGUCCCUGGGCAUCUCCAUCAUGAUCAAGAAACCCACCAAAUCCAAACCAGGCGUGUUUUCCUUCCUGGACCCGCUGGCUUACGAGAUCUGGAUGUGCAUUGUGUUUGCCUACAUUGGGGUCAGCGUCGUCCUCUUCCUUGUCAGCCGGUUCAGCCCGUACGAGUGGCACGCUGAGGACUACGAGGAGGGAGGGGAGCCCCAGUCUCCAACCCAAGCGUCGGCUACCAAUGGGGUGCAGCAGGGCCAAACACCGGCGCAACAGAACACCAACCAGCAGAGUCCAGAGCAGACCAAUGAGUUCGGCAUCUUCAAUUCCCUUUGGUUUUCACUCGGCGCCUUCAUGCAACAGGGCUGCGAUAUAUCACCACGCUCUCUGUCGGGCCGCAUCGUCGGAGGCGUGUGGUGGUUCUUCACCCUCAUCAUCAUCUCGUCUUACACUGCCAACCUGGCCGCCUUUCUGACUGUGGAGAGAAUGGUGUCUCCUAUAGAGAGCGCCGAGGAUCUGGCCAAGCAGACGGAGAUCGCCUAUGGAACGCUGGAUGCAGGCUCCACCAAAGAGUUCUUCAGGAGGUCGAAGAUUGCCGUGUUUGAGAAGAUGUGGUCCUACAUGAAGGCAGCUGACCCGUCCGUGUUUGUCAAAACGACAGACGAGGGGGUAAUGAGAGUCAGGAAGUCCAAAGGGAAGUACGCCUACCUGCUGGAGUCCACUAUGAAUGAGUACAUAGAGCAGAGGAAACCCUGUGACACUAUGAAGGUGGGAGGGAACCUGGACUCUAAAGGUUAUGGAAUCGCCACACCCAAGGGUUCCCCUCUCAGAAUCCCAGUAAACCUAGCGGUGUUGAAACUCAAUGAGCAAGCCGUCUUAGACAAACUGAAAAACAAAUGGUGGUACGAUAAAGGGGAGUGUGGCAGCAAGGACUCCGGAAGAAAGGACAAGACGAGCGCUCUGAGCCUCAGCAACGUGGCGGGAGUCUUCUACAUCCUGAUCGGAGGCCUGGGCCUGGCCAUGCUGGUGGCGCUGGUGGAGUUCUGCUACAAGUCCAGGACCGAGUCGCGCCGAAUGAAGCAAUCCAUCAACGACGCCAUGCGCUGCUCCACCCUCACCAGGAUGAGUGGCAACGGGAGCGGCGGAGAGAACGGACGAAUCCUCACCCACGACUUCCCCAAGACCGUUCAGACGCUGCCCUGUAUGAGCCACACCGCCAGCAUGGGACUGGGUGCCUCUGGCAUGUGAUCUCCACGCUAACUGUGCUUGUGGCGAUAGUGGGACAGGCAGGGUGGGGCAGGAGAAGAGCACAAGACUCUAUUCACCUCAAAAAUCAUGGCUGUCCGGUUUGACCCAUCUGUUCUCCUGGCUGUCAGCACGCCCGACUUGAACAAGACUUAACUUACUGCCAAAAUGCACUCUCGAACCGCUCCUUACAGAACUAUGAACUAUGAGACUCGCAACAUUUUUUUGUAAUGAGUGGAUGUUUGCAAAAGAAAUACCGCAAAAAGAAAGGGAAAUGUGCUGCAAUAAAGAAGCCGGGGCGCGUUUUUGAAUUUUUUACAGUGUUCAUUUAUGUGGAAAAAAAAAAACUUUAUUCUUCAGUGUGACGCCUGCGCUGUGCCAUUUCAAUGGAGCUGUUGACGUUAGUCUGCGUGUGCAAUAUCUUCGCCUCCACUGCUGACCUUGUACUACCUAGAUGCUUUCUGAUGGCUGAUGGAACAUGUCUUUGCACAGAUGUGGCUGAGGAGGACAAACACUUGUGACUGCUGCAAUGAUUUGAUAUUGUUUUUUGGGACAUUUCUGCCCUCUUUCACUCUCACAUUUACAUGCCAUUUCGAAAAGGACAAAGUGCUCUGUGUAGCAUAGCCAGUUUUCAUGAGACAGUACAUGGUUUACACUGUUGUAGAAGAGCUUUGUCAUAAGUAGAUGGAUUCGAUUUUUCUUGAGGGUUUAAUGCUGUUUAAGCCAGCAUUGAUCAGGCUACAAAAAAAAAAAAAAAAUGCAUUGCUG